Messenger RNA from Haliotis rubra (blacklip abalone), 808 nucleotides. Its product is annotated as nucleolar transcription factor 1-B-like. The transcript is spliced from 3 exons. Bases 97 to 660 code for a protein of 187 amino acids. The record is from RefSeq and is a predicted model, not a curated record. NCBI's taxonomy places the organism in Eukaryota, Metazoa, Mollusca, Gastropoda, Lepetellida, Haliotidae.
CCUGAUGCCGGUCCUCCUACUGGGGAGGAAGAACAUCAUGAUGAGGAUUCGGAGAAGUACAGUGAACAGCAACUGGAACUAGCUGCACGGAGAAACAUGUCCAUCUGGAGAUCUCAUAAUGGGCCCACGCAGAGGGAAAAGUUUGUCAGGGGAGAGAGAUCUUUCCAGAAUUGGCUUGCACGGAAUAAGACAUUUUCAAAUGAACCAAGUGAUGCAGCUGAGAGUGAAGGUGCUGGGAGCAGCAAGAGGGAUGAUGAUGAUGAUGAUGAGGAGGAGGAGGAGGAGGAGGAGGAAUAUGAUGACGAUGACUAUUUACAUGUCUACUUCAAACAAGACUGGGGGUCGGCCAAUGGGAGCGAGGAAAACGACUGGGAUCUCCCCUCACAACCAGCCUCCGAUACUCAGACAGUACCAGUUACGGAGGAUGAGACAAGUGGAGAAAGUGAGAACUGGGAUGAAGAAAUAGAGGAUCAGUUCUCCAGCAACACAGAUGCUGCACCUGUGUAUCAACAUCCGACGUGGGCAGAAGCUCAUCAGCCCACCAAGGACCUUCAAACGCUCUUGUUUGCGUUCGAUCUCCACGUACCAUCGAUCCCUCGCAACAUGGCAGCUCUUACCUUCCCAGAAGAACCAGGACAGUAUGAUGAUGCAGAUGAAUGAACCCUGCUCAAACACCAUGACUACAGCUUGUCACACAAGAAGAUGUUAUCUCUCCAAAUAUUGUGUAUUGUAUGGAGAACAAAGGUUAUGUUGAUUGGGACCAUCAACCUUGUGAACCUCUGAAGGUCGUGACCUUCACAUUGAUAAU